CCCCCGACUCCCCCGUGCAGCUGAGCAGCGUCGAGAUCAACAUCCUCAUCUACCUCUACCUCCAGGAGAGCAACUUUCCCCACACCGCCUUCACCCUCCUCGCAGAGUCCAACCUCCCCGCCACCCCCCUCUUCCAGCACUUCAACCCCGCCUACCCCGCCCCCGCCAAGCCCGCUCGACCCGCCCACAGCGCACCCGCGUUCGGCGCCGCCGCAGGCCGCAUACAGCGCGGCGAGCUCGUCCGCAAGCUGUGGAAGGCCGUCCGCUGGGAGCACGUCGAGCGGCACGUCGGCGAGAACGGUGAACCGCUCUCGCCCGAGUGUCCCAACCCGUUCCACCUCCUCAUCCCGCACGUGUGCCCCCCGUCCUGCCCCUCCGCCAGCGCCAACCCGCCCCUCCCGCUCCCCUCCGUCCUCCAGGCCGCCAGCGCCCAGGCCGCGAAUGCAGUCGCCCCGCCGCCCAAGCGGCCAGAGCCGUUCCCCCCGCCAGAGGAGAGGGUGAAGGACAAGUCGAGGGGAAAGAGAAAGACCAGACGGCCGAGUUCGUCCCCCGCGCCCGCCCAGCCAGAAGCUCGAAAGGAAAACGAAAAGACACGUAAACGAGCCCGGGUGAGCGAUGCAGAGGACGACAAGGCGUCUAAAAAACUGGAGCCGGAGCGCGAGCCGGAGCGUGAGGCACUGCAAGUGCCAAGCACCCAACCGUCCCGCGCAACAUCACCCGACAAGUCCCGUCGACCUAGUCCCCGCUCCAAAGUCAACACCAGUGCCAGCACCAGUGCCAAGACCGAUGAAAUCGGGGUAUGGACAGAACACCGAGACGUCGUUUCCAACGUCGCCUGGAAUCCCAAAAACGUAGACCUCUUGGCCACAGGCUCGGCAGACGGCUUCGUCAGGCUUUGGGACUUUUUGCCCCUCUCCGCCUCCUCCUCCGCCACCGCCCCGCUCACCCUCCCCUCCCGCCCCACCGGCAUCUCCCACAAGGGCAUCGAGUCCUCCAAAAAGACCAUCACCUCUGUCGCCUGGCACCCCGACGGCACCAUCCUCGCCACCGGCUCCCAAGACGGCGUCGGCCGUCUCUUCACCCCGUCCGGCCAGCUGCAGGCCAUCAUGAGUUAUGGAAGAGGCGCCGUCAAUGCGAUGAAGUGGAGUCCCUCCGGCACCCAGAUCCUGGUAGGCAAAGAUGAUUUCACGGUGUGCAAGUGGAUGGACAGGGGCGGGAGUAUGGCCAUGAAGAUGUGUUACGAUGCGCAUACCAAGGAAGUAAACGACGUCGAUUGGCUAGACGACGAAGUCUUUGCGUCCGCCGGCAACGACCAUACCAUCCACGUCCAUCACGGGGACGAUAAACGGCCCCGGUUUACUUUUCGCGGACAUACGGAUGAUGUCACACGGAUCAAAUGGUCGCCCCUUGGCGCGGCAGAGCGGCUGCUGGCCAGUGUUUCGGACGAUGGGAAUUGUAUGAUUUGGAAACUACCUUUUUACCCUUCUGCAAGAGGUAAGAGCGCGAGUGUGGGUCUGGGCGGGACAAGAUCGCUCUCGCCAAUGAAAAAGAUGGAACCUCCAAGCGAUGAAGACGAUUACUUUCACCAACAACCUCAACCUCAAUCCCACCCCAACCCCAACCCCAACUCGGCAGACUCGGGCCCAAAUGCCCGAUCCAACUCCACCUCGGCGAUAUCCAUUGAAAACUGUCUGCACAGACUCAACGUCGUAAGCGGGAGCGAGAAUAAACGGAUGAGCAUGCUCGAGUGGAUGCCGGUUGACGAUGGAGCGCGGGCGCGGAUGAUACUCGCUGCCGGCGGCCAAGACUCCACGAUCAAACUGUUCGACGCCCUAUCCGGCGAAACACUCCACGUCCUCCCCGGUCUGGAAUCCGGUACAGGCUCUUUGGCAUUCUCCCCCUUUUCCUUGAACAGCUUGGUUGGUUCUCUUUUCCCCACCACCACCACCACCACCACCGCCGCCGAAAACGGAACAGCCGCGGCCACGGCAGAACGCCUAGGGGUCGGCAAAUACGGUCUCCUAGCCGGCGGAGGAUGGGAUGGCGUACUCCGCAUAUGGGAUGUGGAGACCGGCCGCGUCUUAUGGGGCACAGAGGUGGAAGAGGAGGAAGGGAAGCGGAUGGUCAGGGAACGGCCCAUGAUGCUCUCGAUGGCUUGGCGAGAAGACGGGAAACACCUCGCGUGCGGGCUGUUCAACAAGACGCUGAUGGUGGUGAAUGUCAUCAAGGCUCUAGAGGCUGGAAAGGAGAAGAAUUAGAGAGUAAAGGGUAGGGCGAGAAGCGUCAAUCGCUUCUAGUCGUGGCUAGAGUUAACAAGGUUUUUUUAUCUCCCGUUUGGUCAACCUCUUUAAUCGUUUUUAAUUUUUUUACUUUUCAUCUUUUAGGAUCAUUGCGUGGAUGGUCUUUUUUACCGGGGGUUAGAGUAAACGUGAGGGAUGAAUAGGUAUAUCCGCACAAACCGCGCCCUGCAGCCAUUGUUCGUGGAAAAAGGGUUAAAGAGUCUGUUGUCAGCCAGCCCGGGAAAAAUGUGAAUGCCCGGAAAGUCGGACAAGGAGGAGAUUGUGAAUGGGAGUUGUCUUGAGACUCGUGAC
Molecule: messenger RNA, 2591 nt
Organism: Cryptococcus deneoformans JEC21
Lineage: Eukaryota; Fungi; Basidiomycota; Tremellomycetes; Tremellales; Cryptococcaceae
Product: histone deacetylation-related protein, putative
Exons: 4
Coding region: 1107-2258 (383 amino acids)
Biological process (GO): regulation of transcription by RNA polymerase II
Cellular component (GO): histone deacetylase complex
Molecular function (GO): protein binding; transcription corepressor activity
Source: RefSeq, a predicted model, not a curated record